UUUACCGGAACAAUACAGCCUGAAAUUACUAGUUUGCAAAGGCUGCAAUACCUUUGGCUGGCUGGUAAUUCCAUUGGAGGAAAAAUCCCAUCAAAUAUAUAUAUCAAGUUGUUAUAGUCUUAUUGAUUUAACCCUUGAAAAUAAUAUAUUGGUUGGAGAAAUCCCAACUACACUUGGUUCUCUUCCACAUUUGCAAUACAUUUAUUUGUCAAGAAACAAUUUGAUUGGUAAAAUUCCUUCAUCUCUAGGGAACUUAUCUUCCCUCACUGGCCUCUCCAUAGGUGAUAACAACUUGGUUGGAACGAUCUUACAUAGCCUAGGCAAGCUAAGGAACUUUGCGCAUCUAUCUUUACACGACAAUCAGUUUACCGGAGUAGUCCCGCCUUCAAUCUUUAACCUCACAUCAUUAACAAGGUUAGAUUUAGGACAAAAUGAGUUACAAGGAACCCUUCCUUUGGAUGUAGGCAACACUCUUCCAAAUAUUUGGUGGUUUUCCAUAUGUGAUAAUCGAUUCACCGGACAUAUUCCAGCUUCGAUAUCUAAUUUCUCAAAUCUAGAAGUCCUCCAAUUGUGUUUGAACAAUUUUAAAGGACAAGUUCCUUCGUUGCACAAGUUAGUAUAUCUUGAAGACCUUGUCCUUUACGGAAACUCCCUUGGGUAUGACCAACUAGGAGAUUUGAACUUUGUAUCUUCCCUAGCUAAUGCCACCAAUUUAGAAUGGUUUGAGAUUAAUGAAAAUAACUUCGAAGGAGUGUUUCCGAAACUCUUAUGUAAUUUCUCUAUGCUAACUGUUAUUGAAUUAGACAACAUUAACUUACUUGGAGAGAUUCCAAAUUGCAUCGAAAAAUUGGUUAAAUUGCAAUAUUUCAGGGCCGGAAACACAUCACUUUCCGGGGACAUUCCUCAAGGGAUAGGGAAGCUCCAAGAUCUUUUCUUCUUAGAUUUAGGUGAUAACCAAUUAACUGGGGUAGUUCCAUCCUCAAUCGGAAACUUAACUAUGUUGUCUCUUCUUCGCCUAUCCAAUAAUAAUUUGCAAGGAGAAAUACCCUCAACUCUUGGAAGUUGCAUAUAUCUAACACGAAUAGAUUUUUCUAAUAAUAAUCUUAGCGGCGAAAUACCCAUUCAAAUAUUUACUCUACCGUCCCUGUCUAUCACACUGGAUUUAUCUGGGAACCACCUAACUGGCUCUCUCCCUGAAGAAGUUGGUCAAUUGAUGAAUCUUGGUAGCCUUGAUGUGUCGCGUAACAUGUUAUUCGGCCAAAUACCAAGCUCUCUUGGUAAUUGCCUGUCAUUAGAGUUUCUAAACAUGGGGAGAAAUGAUUUUCAUGGUCUGAUUCCUGAUGCAUUGAAGACAUUAAAGGGUCUCCUUUUGUUAAAUUUAUCAUACAACAAGUUAUCAGGUGAAAUCCCAAAGUUUCUAGCAAGCUUCAAAUUGCAACAGCUUGAUCUAUCACACAAUAACCUUGAAGGAGAAGUGCCCAUUGGUGGUGUCUUCAACAGUGCAACAGGUGUUUAUUUAAGUGGGAAUAGUAGGCUAUGUGGAGAUAUACCUAAGUUGAUGUUGCCCCAUUGCAAUUUCAACAGCGAAAUCAUGAACAGAAAAUCGCGGCUUAAGAUGAAAUUGAUUGCAAUACUUUCUGGGGUUUUUGGAGUUAUUUUUCUACUGGGUUUACUUCUGUUAGUAUUCAUUAUCAGGAGGAGAUUGAGGAGUAGUAAGGAACCCACGGUUUUGGAUGAUUCGGAAAAGUUUCCAAAUUUGUCUUACCAAACCCUUCUGAAAGCUACUAAUGGAUUCUCCCCAGAAAAUAUGGUUGGCAGUGGCACAUUUGGGGUGGUAUACAAGGGAAUUCUUGAUGAGGAUGGAUCAACAGUUGCCAUUAAGAUCUUUAACCUUGAGUAUCGUGGUGGUUUAAAGAGUUUUAUGGCGGAAUGUGAGGUCCUUCGAAGUAUCAGACAUCGAAAUCUCCUUAAAGUGGUAACAGCUUGUUCAAGUGUUGAUUACCAAGGCAGAGAUUUUAAGGCUUUGGUUUAUGAGUUCAUGGAGAAUGGGAGUUUGGAAGAUUGGUUGCAUUCAAGUGAUUCAAUCAAUAGGAACUUGAAUCUUUACCAAAGAGUUGAUAUAGCAGUUGAUGUUGCAUCUUCUUUGGAUUAUCUUCAUCAUCAGUGUGGUGCUACCAUUGUUCAUUGUGAUCUUAAGCCCAGCAAUGUUCUUCUUGAUGAUGAAAUGGUCACACAUGUGGGAGAUUUUGGAUUAGCAAAGUUCCUUCCUAAAGGCAUCAACAACUCUCAUGCAAAUCAGUCGAGCUCUGUUGGAGUUAGAGGAACUGUUGGUUACACUCCUCCGGAAUACGGUAUGGGAAAUGAAGUGUCUACAUGCGGUGACGUCUAUAGUUUCGGGAUCCUAUUACUGGAAUUGUAUACCGGAAAGAGGCCUACUAAUGACAUGUUUAAGGGUGACCUAAGCUUGCAUAGCUUCGUAAAACAAGCUUUUCCUGAACAUGUGAUUGAGAUUCUAGAUAGUGGCCUUCUUGAAGAUAUAGACAGAGUGGAGAUGAACAGUAGCAUAAUAUUGGAAGCUUUAACUUGUAUACUUGAAGUUGCACUCUCAUGUUCAACUGAUAUCCCAGCAGAAAGGUUGGGGAUGAGUGACGUUGUCUCAAAGCUAUCAUCGGUUAAAAAUAAGAUCCUUGGAUCUCGUUUACAGCAGCGGAGGAGAAUUCAAACAAGUACAUGAGGAACAUAUAACCGAGUUCACAGCUUCAGUUACUUCUCUCAAAAGAAAUCAUGAAUUAGCACGAAGCUCUUUGGGAAUAUGAUUCAAACAGAGGAAUAAUCUAGCAGCCUAGCAAGUAUGAUCACUAGAUGAUAAUAAUGAAUAAGAGUAAGAUUAUUUUUCUGAUAGCAUUGUGAUUUGUGAGCUAAAACCUUAGCUUCUAGCUAUUGGUUGUUAGUUUCUUUCUUUUAAGACACAAAUUAUAAGAUGUCAUGGUAGUUGUAGUAAUGUAGUCAAUUCUACAAAGAAACAUUUUUCUUAAUUGGGUGAUGGAUUUACUGCAAAUGUAUUUUCCUACAUGUAUCUUUAUCUUUUUAAUUUUAUGGAUUGAGUAAUGUUAAUUUGUAAGUAUCAGGAGUUUAUAUUCCAUCAUGUACUGAAGUCUGGAUGGCCUAAUGUAAUCAAACUAUCAAAAGGAAAAGGCAAAUUAGACAUGAAUUAGGACAGAAGAUAUGAUAGAUAGUUUCAGUUGGUGGUUCGAAGCUUUUUGGUUAAAUCUCACAAUAUGCAGGAUACCAUCUAAGGAACCUGCAGGAGCUAUACAAGUAAAAAGAAAUGUAUUACAAGAUUUUGGCCACCGUGUCUUCAAACAUUGCAUUGCUUAUUGACUAUAUGACUAGUUGCCUCACCUAGCUACAAGGGGAUAUCCCGUCUAUUACUCGUUAUCCCAACAUUGUUACUACAGUCUAAAGAACAACCGAGUAUUCCAGACAGACAAGGUACACGAUUCAGAAGCCUGAAGAAAUUGCUCAAAAC
Messenger RNA from Spinacia oleracea (spinach), 3529 nucleotides. RefSeq names its product probable LRR receptor-like serine/threonine-protein kinase At3g47570. Gene Ontology annotation, molecular function: protein kinase activity; protein binding; ATP binding. The coding region runs from base 782 to 2734 and encodes 650 amino acids. The record is from RefSeq and is a predicted model, not a curated record. Gene Ontology annotation, biological process: protein phosphorylation. Lineage: Eukaryota; Viridiplantae; Streptophyta; Magnoliopsida; Caryophyllales; Amaranthaceae. The transcript has 3 exons.